CAGACGACAGAGCCUUCACGCAGACGGACUGCCUCCUGUUGAAAGCAGAGCGGGAGGUCCAUGCAUCCUGAAGAAAAAAAAUCUCCCGACUCGUCCAUUUUUAUUGUCUCCGCCGACUCCUGGGGAUACAGAUUCUGUACUGGCGGCAUGGCAGAUGACUUCAGUCCAUCCCUCACCCCACCAGUUUCUCCAUUCGCCGCAGAUAGCCUAUGUGAGCCGACCCCAGCCCGACCAUCAUGCUUCUGCUGCUCAGAAACAAAGGAGGACCCCACCAGAACGCUCUCCUCAGAGGGAUACACUGCAAGAGGCUCCCUCAAACGGCUGCUGCUGCGUCUUGACCCGGCCCCUGCAGAGUAUGAGACAGACACAGUGGAGAUCUUUGGCUUCCCCUUGGUGACAGAGACGGCACUGGUGGAAUCUACAAAGCUACUAUUUGGUCUUUUCAGACAAAAGGUUUACCGGUUGGAGUCUUUGGUGCAGUCCAGUUCGCAUGACUUCGGUCAAGCCGGCAGCCUCCACUAUGAAGCAGAGGACCUCAGACAGCAGUGCGUUUCAUUUCUGCAGUAUGUCAAAGUCUUCUUGCACAGAUACCUGGAACCGCCCAGCUCUAUGGAUGGAGGUCAUUCUCACCCGUAUGAAGAGCUGGAGAAUCAGCUCCCCUCUGCUCUGCUGGAGGAGCUGUUUGGCGUCACUCUCCUCAUUGGACGGCUCAAAGACCUGCCUGCCAACGUUCAGAGUGCCUUCACUAUAUCUAACCCAGGAAAGAUUUUUCCUCCCUCUUGGCAUUUGUUGCACCUUCAUCUUGACAUCCACUGGUCAGUCUUAGAGAUCCUUCACCUACUUGGCCACAAGAUGCAAGGCCAGGUGGUGUACGCCCACCAGUUUGUGAACCUGACGGGGGAGAACCUAACCGAUACCAGCCUGUUUGAAGAGCACCUGUGCAGUCUGCUGUGUGACCUCACUGGUCUGGCUAUGGGCAAAUACAGCAAGGUGAGGCCCACAGAGGCGCUGAGCAGCCACCACUGCCUUUGCUCCUGCACCAAAGAGCUGUGGGUGCUGCUCAUGCAUCUUCUGGAACACAGGAAUAAGGUGUUGCACACACAGUCCUUCUGGAGCUACAUGAACUCGUUGUUGAGGCCUCUGGUUUCAGGGAAGCCAGCAGCAGAGCAGUUCAGUGGCCUCCCUGCGCACUGUAAGGACCCUCUGGGCUUCACAUGGUGGCUGCUCACUCAUGUAGCAAUGUUGGGGCAGUACAGUCGUAACGGGACUCUCCAGUCAGAGAAACAUCUGGGGGACAAUUGGACUUUUGUGGAAGAGUUGCUAAAGCUGACCUGCAACCCCAAGGGAGGCCUUGCAGAGGAGCAGGUCAGGAUGCACGUCCACUGCUGUCUCAGUCUCUGUCUGCUGUGGGACCCGAGCACCAGCGCUGUCUCCACCCUCUGGGACUACUACAGCAGGAAUCUGAGUGCUUCAUUCACUGUACCCUGGCUCGGGAUGUCUGGCGUGGGCACUGUGUGCAAGACGCCCCUGGCUCUGUUGGAGCAGGCCCACAGCUGCUGCUCCCCCUCUCCACUCCACUCUCUAGGACACACCCAGCUCUACCGCUCAGCCAACUCCUUCCACAUCUUCCUGCGAGUGCUGGCCCUGUGCCUCGCCCAGGACAGGGCUGGUGGAGUCCCACAGAGACAGAUCAAAGGAAGGAUUUAUUUCAAGUUCUCCUCGAAGAAGAUGCAGGAGCUGCCAGAGGCCGGCCUCAUGAACUUCCUGCUGCUGUUUCUGGUGCUGGCCAGGCAGGUAGAGCUGGAGGAUGUGGCCAGCAGAGCCUGCGAGCUGCUGGGUUUCCUUCCCUCAAACUGCCCUCCUGGACACCGCACCCUGGUCUGGAGGGGACAGCUAUCACUGCUGUUGUUGUUCCAGGAGCGUGGUCUGGAUGUUGGUGCGCAGGCGAGCUGGCUGGCCUCCUCCUUUAACGAGACGGCCAAAGAGUUCUACAAUAAGACCACAGAGGUCUCCCGCAGACUCGCUCUCUGGGGGCCUCUCGGUUCAUACCUGGAAGGUGUGUCCGAGGUGUUCGAGACGAGCCCCAGCCUCAGCCUGUCCGAGGAGAAGCUGCUCAACGAAGGGUUCGAUUGGUUGUUGCCUGCUUGCCGCAUCUCAGAGCUGAAUUCUGCCCUGGGCUUUCUGCAGAUCGUCCUCGCCCAGCUCAGACGGGUCCAUCAGCGCACUGUCCAGUCAGCAUCCACCUCAGCUUGGGCUCCCGGUAACACCAGUGUGGUGAAAGAGCGCCACCUAGCGGUAGCAGCAGCACUCUGGGCGCACUUCUUUCCCUUUCUGCGCAGCCUACGCCUCUCCCAGACCCCGCCUGCACAGCUGGCAGAUGCUGCUGCAGGCUUCACCCUGUUGGCCUUCGAUCUGCCGAGCUCUGCCCCCCAAGACCUUCAGCCCAACCCGGUCCAGUCCAUCAUGCAAUGCUUUGGCUGGGACGACAUGGUUCACCCACUCCUCAUAACUCGCUACCUUCCCCAUCUGCUCCAAAACAGUGAGCUGGUGUUGUCACUAAGCAGCAAUUCGGCCGCUGUUGUGACCGGUUCAGCGCAGAGCCUGUCAGUGAGAGCCUGGUUCCGCUGUGUUCUACAGCAGCACCUUCACAAGAACCAGGAUGGAUCCAACAGCAGAACAGGCCGUGCUGUGGAGGAGCAGUUGUGUGAACUGACCCGGCUCGUGCUGAGACUUCCUGAGGUGGACCGUCUUUUGCAGAGAGCAGGCCUCCAGCCCACAGCCGCCAAGCUGGAGCCCACUUCAGCCCUGGAGAUGUUUGUCAAGGCUGUCGGCAGUGUGUACAGUGGACUGCAGGUUUUGUCUGAGCGCUCGACCAUGGUGACCAGAGCCCUGGACUAUAUUGGCGACAUCCUUAAACACAUUAAACCCUCUUUGGUCAGCAAGAACCAAGAGGGGCUGCAGCUGGUUUACUGGGCUGUCGGUUGCAUAGUGAAGCACUGGAGCCCCCUGCUGGCCACCUCUAAAGCCCAGCAGUUGCUGUUCCGUAUUGUGGACACACUGCUGCUUCCACACAACUUCACACAGCAGGACAAAGCACUCAGGGACAGCCUGCCUCUAUACUUACAGGGUUUGUCAGUGGCUUCCAGCGUGUCUCAGUCGCAGGGCGCCCACCUGAAGCAGCAGCUCCGCUCUGUUACUCGCAGAUAUCUGGACCAUUUCCUCCCUGCUUCGCCAUCCAUGGGCAUCAUCGCCAACCACCCAGUGCUACUGAGUGCCUGUGAGGCCAACCCAACAACCCGAGGAGCAGCGCUGAGGAGAACCAUCUUGGAGGUGCUCUGUGAGCACUUCCUGCAGUUUAAAGGUCACACACCUCCGCCUCGGCUUGCGGCGGUCUUGAUGUUCCUCUCGGAGCUUCUGAGACGAAACAGUGACUCAGACCCUGCCCUCCUCACUCUGCCUCUUCCGUCUCUGCUGCGCUGUGUGAUGCUGGUCAACGAACCGCAGGUGAGGAAGAUGAGCACAGAUGCCUUACAGCUUGUAGUGGAGCGGUGUGCCGCUGCAUCCACAGAGGGACCGUGCGACCAGAUGAUCACUGUCUUACGGUCGUUUGUGGAGGAGAAUGAGGGAGUCUACGACAGGCAGGUGUAUGGUGUCCUGGAGACGGUGGCUGUUUUAGAUCCCUCUGUGGUUCAAGCUCUCAUUCCCAACCUGUCUCUCAGUCUGAGAAACACUGAACACAAGAGAGGCCUGGGCAAGAACAUCACCUUGAGGAGCGCCUAUAGGAAGCUGCUGUGUCUCCUUGGAGAGAGUGGGCAGGCAGAAAUAACCAGUCUGGAAGCGGACUGAGAGGUUUUUGAAAAACAAGGACCAGGUCCAGGACAUGUCGCCAGAUCCAAGAACCACAAUUAGUCAUACCGACCUUCUUUUUUUGUGACAAAUGUCUUAAUUUGGUCUUUAGAAAAGUGCAUGACAGUGCUCCCUACAAAAUGUAAGGGUUUAAUGCACCUUAUUAGCUGAGUUAAUGUUAAAGGGCCACCUCACCACACAAUCAAAAAUAUGGAAAUUUCCUCGAGUGCUAUUUAUCAGUCUUGAUUAUUUUAGUUUGAGUGUUGGAGA
Plectropomus leopardus (leopard coralgrouper) is the source of this 4116-nucleotide messenger RNA. It is a transcript of the gene mms22l, whose product is annotated as MMS22-like, DNA repair protein. Gene Ontology annotation, biological process: double-strand break repair via homologous recombination; replication fork processing. The record is from RefSeq and is a predicted model, not a curated record. NCBI's taxonomy places the organism in Eukaryota, Metazoa, Chordata, Actinopteri, Perciformes, Serranidae. Gene Ontology annotation, cellular component: nuclear replication fork.